AUGCUGGGUAUCACAAAAGUCGCGGAGGGUGGAAAAAAAGAAGGCGGGGAGGGGGGGCCCAGGCAGCUUCCCCUUCUUGCGAACGGGCACAAAGCUGGCGCCCAGCCUCAAAGCCAGACUGGGUCCGAAGAGGAAGCCCCGGGCCUCGAGACCGACAAUGACGUCUGGGGUCUGGCCGUAGGUCUCGACAAUGUGCAGCUCAAGGGACCGGAUGAGGGCCUCAUGCAGGGUGGGAUCCGCGAAGAUGGGCAAGAUAUCCUCGAACAGGAUUCCGGGAGAGGGGAAGUCCGGAAACUGGCGCAGCGCAGCGCGGAGUCUUAUCUUAAGACUGGCGAGUUCGGCGGUGCGGGGGGGAUUGGUGGGGGGCUGUCGGGAGACUUGGGCGGCUGUGGCAUCUGGUAUAUCUUCAGGAGGGUGUUGAGAAGUUUGAGGUGGACAUGCUGA
Molecule: messenger RNA, 444 nt
Organism: Rasamsonia emersonii CBS 393.64
Lineage: Eukaryota; Fungi; Ascomycota; Eurotiomycetes; Eurotiales; Trichocomaceae
Exons: 2
Coding region: 1-444 (147 amino acids)
Source: RefSeq, a predicted model, not a curated record